Messenger RNA from Drosophila arizonae, 1417 nucleotides. RefSeq lists its product as uncharacterized. The record is from RefSeq and is a predicted model, not a curated record. NCBI's taxonomy places the organism in Eukaryota, Metazoa, Arthropoda, Insecta, Diptera, Drosophilidae.
CUGACGCUUGCAUUUGUAUUUGAUUCGCGUCCCGUUUACAUAUAAUUUAAAGGUUUGGAAACGAUUCAGAAGCAAGAGUCUAGUCAUUCGUCGUAGUCACGCUGUUGGUUGUGUCGUCGUCGUCGUCGUUGUUGUCGCUGCAGUAUGUCUGAGAAACCGACUGUUUUAAUUUUGGGCGGCUGCGGCUUCAUUGGACGCAACUUGGUGACUUACUUGCUGAAGAAUGAUCUGACGCAGGAAAUACGAAUUGUUGAUAAGACGCCGCCACAAAUGGCUUGGCUGAAUGAACAGCAAACUAAGGCCUUCGCUCAUGAUAAAGUCGAGUUUUUCAGCGCGAAUUUAAUUAAUGCCGCCUCAUGCAAAUUGGCAUUCGCACCACACCCAACAACGAAUCGAGGCUGGGAUUUGGUCAUCAACUGUGCAGCCGAGACGCGUGCGAACCAAGAUGAUGCCGUCUAUAAGGAGGGCAUCUACAAGCUGAGCAUGAACUGUGCCAAUGAGGCAGCCAACCAGCAGGUGAAACGCUUUGUGGAGCUCAGCUCGGGCUGUGUGAACAGCAGCGAGAAGACGCCGCUGAAAGAAGACUGCAAGCUAGAGCCCUGGACGGGCGUGGCCAAACAAAAGCUUAAAGUCGAAAAGGAGUUGGCACAGAUUAAUAACCUUAGCUAUACGAUUGUGCGGCUGCCAAUUGUUUAUGGCAUUGGUGAUAAGCGCUACUUAAUGCCACGCAUCAUAAUAGCAGCCAUAUACAAAUUUCUGGGCGAAACAAUGAAACUGUUGUGGAACGAUGCGAUGCGUCUCAACACGGUGCAUGUGAACGAUGUGUGUGCUGCGAUUUGGCAAUUAGCUCAGAGUCCAAAAACGGCUGGACAAGUCUACAACAUUGUGGAUGACUCAGCGUCUACGCAGGGCAGCAUCAGCGAGUUGCUAGUAGAUAUUUUUGAAAUCAAUGUUGAAUACUUUGGCAUUGUUAUGUCCAAUUUGACCAAGCUGUAUCCAAGCGACACGGUGGGUGAAAUCAAUGAUAAGCACAUGGCGCCCUGGGCAGAUAUUUGUCAACACAAUGGCAUUGAUAAUACACCGCUGACACCCUACUUGGAUGAGGAGCAACUGCAUCAUAAGCACCUCAAUCUGGACAAUACGAAACUAAAAGACUUUGGCUAUGUGCUGCAGCACCCAAAGGUGACGCGCGCCCUGCUUAUGGAAAUGAUUGAUGAUUAUGUGAAACAGCAGCUCUUCCCCAAAUCUUUGGCCAUUUAAAUUGAAGCAAUGAACUCAUUUUGGAUCAAGCACCAAGUUAAUACGCACAGAACAAUCUUUUAGUAGUUAAGUUGAAAGUUUUCUACUAUAUAUACGACCACAAACUAUCUUCCACAAUUUAUGCCAGGUUUUUUGGCGUGUAAUUUGUUUUGUAGCG